UAUUUAUCUAACAGAUGGCUUGUUGACAUGUGUCGAGUACUGCUCUGUGUAACACUGAACUUUACUGACAAAUCCGUGCCUUUAUGGAACUCGGCUCUGGUGGAGAGAAACCUUGAACACUGAACUAACGUGACAAGAAUGAAGGGGGAGGGUAAAGUGAUAAUGAGUGACACUGGUAAUGGUGCCAUUUUUGAUGGGGUGGUCAAAUGCAGCCUCUUGAGAAGCACUCUGGAGGCCAGUGAUUUCAACACUCAGCAACAUUUAUCAAGUCCUCACCAUGUAUGAUAUUCUGUGCCUGAUGCUAUGAAUUGAACCUGAAGUAAACCUUAUAAUUUAAUGGUGGAGUCAGGAUAAUCAAAUGAGAAAAAUACCUGAUGUUCAGUAUAAUUAAACUUUAUAAGGACAAGUGGACCAGUGCCAAGACAGUGAAGUAACUAUGUGUCACCACUAAUCGUAAGCAGUUCAGAGCGCUAUCUGCUUGAAUACGCACUCCUCCCGGUGUCUUCAGGGGAAAGAAAGAUGGACCAACCUAGUGGGAGAAGUUUUAUGCAAGUGUUAUGUGAAAAAUACAGUCCUGAAAACUUUCCUUACCGCCGUGGCCCUGGGAUAGGCGUUCAUGUCCCAGCCACACCUCAGGGCUCUCCUAUGAAAGAUCGCCUCAACCUCCCAAGUGUACUAGUGUUGAACAGCUGUGGGAUUACCUGUGCAGGAGAUGAGAGAGAAAUUGCUGCCUUCUGUGCUCAUGUGUCGGAACUCGACCUUUCUGACAACAAACUCGAAGACUGGCAUGAGACACCCGAUUGCCAUUCAUGCUCUUUUCACACUGCACAAAUGCGGAAAGGACUACCUCGUUUAUCCUCCUCCUCCUUGCUGGUGCUCCUCAGUCCUGCGACGGAAGCUCUGGUCAGUAAAAUUGUGUCAAAUGUUCCUCAGUUGGAGUUUCUAAACCUGAGUUCCAACCCUCUGAAUUUGUCAGUUUUAGAAAGAACAUGUGCUGGAUCCUUCUCUGGGGUUCGCAAACUUGUCCUCAACAACAGCAAAGCUUCAUGGGAGACGGUCCACACAAUACUACAGGAGUUACCAGAUUUGGAGGAGCUCUUCCUGUGCCUUAAUGACUAUCAAACAGUGUCUUGUCCUUCUACUUGCUGUCAUUCUCUUAAGCUCCUACACAUAACAGACAAUAACCUCCAAGACUGGACUGAAAUACGAAAGUUAGGAGUUAUGUUUCCUUCACUGGACACCCUUGUCCUGGCCAACAAUCAUUUAAAUGCUAUUGAGGAGCCUAAUGAUUCACUGGCCAGGUUAUUUCCUAAUCUGCGAUCCAUCAGCCUCCACAAGUCAGGUUUGCAAUCCUGGGAAGACAUUGACAAACUAAACUCAUUCCCCAAACUUGAAGAAGUGAGAUUGUUAGGAAUUCCUCUUCUGCAGCCAUAUACCACUGAGGAGCGAAGGAAAUUGGUAAUAGCCAGAUUGCCAUCAGUUUCCAAACUUAAUGGCAGUGUUGUUACCGAUGGUGAACGAGAAGAUUCUGAGAGAUUUUUUAUUCGUUACUAUGUAGAUGUUCCACAGGAAGAAGUGCCAUUCAGGUAUCAUGAACUGAUCACAAAAUAUGGGAAAUUGGAGCCUUUGGCAGAAGUGGACCUAAGACCCCAGAGCAGUGCGAAAGUAGAAGUCCACUUUAAUGACCAAGUGGAGGAAAUGAGCAUUCGACUGGACCAAACAGUUGCAGAACUAAAGAAACAAUUAAAAACUCUUGUGCAGUUGCCUACAAGCAACAUGCUGCUCUACUACUUGGACCAUGAAGCACCUUUUGGCCCAGAAGAAAUGAAGUACAGCUCUCGGGCAUUGCACUCCUUUGGCAUUAGGGAUGGAGAUAAAAUUUAUGUAGAGUCCAAAACAAAAUAACCUCUACCAGCCUUGUGAAUGCACAUGGGCUUUUGCAGGGCACUCAUUUCAAUGUGGUUUUCUUUAGGAGGGAGAAGGUUGUUUUCAUUUGUUUUGUUUCGCUUUGGGACAGAUUUUGUAUAUUUUCUUUCCCCUAGAAUGGGUAGGGGGCUGGUUUUGGUAUUUUCUACCAGAGAUUUCUUUGGCUCAGACAGCAGAAUUGGCCACAUCUCCAGUCCACGUGCCCUCAUGAAAGAUGACAGUGUCAUCACUGACUUCUUACUGUGCUCACCGGGGUUAUCAGUACUGCUAGGGGUCCUUGUGAAGAUGGUGUGAAUAGCGUCCCCCUUGGAAGGGUGGCUUGCAGCGUUUACAUCAGUAGACAAGGUGUCUUCUCAGGAAGGGCCAGCACUUCUGUUGCGUGGUUCUUUCCUUCCCUCUCCCUCUUUUCCUUUCUGGUUCACUUUAGCUUGUGUCAGUACAUGCUUAUUUAAUGGUUAGAUUCUGUUCAUAAUUAACUUCUUUUUUCUCAGUUUGAGUGAUUUUUUUUCUCAUUUCUCCCUUUUGAAAUAAUUUUGAGUGUGUUAAGCAUUUUUCACCUGAUUCUGAUCUCAGGUACUCAGUAAGAACGUAUAACUCUGUUAGGAUCUUGAGAAGGAUAAAUGGAGUGUUAGAACUCCAGGAAAACUUGCUGUUAUUCCAGAAGCAUGGGCAGAGCAGUCUGGUCUGUGUGCUACUAUCUCACUUUAAUGUCCCUUGUAUAUCAUGUCAGCCAUCACUUCUGCAACAUGAAAUAUGUCAGGCUCCAGAGUUCUUUUACCUGUGCUUAUUGAAUGUAUUUCCUCACAUCUUUCUUUUUCAUUACUUAAGCUAUUGGAAAUAGAAGCCUGACUAUAUGAGGAAUCCAAUAGAAUACAUGCCAGCAGAGCAGAGAGUCUGCUAAUAAACUGCCUGUGGUAUGUGAGGAAAUGAGGGGGGACCUCGGGAGAACCUGAAGCCCCUGCUCUUGUACUUUGCAUUAAAAGUGGGAAAUUUUCAUCAAAGGGAGCUUUGAUUCCUAGUUCUACAAGCUUUUGUGAUGUCAUAAAUAGUUUGUUUUAUUUUCCAUUUCAAUUCAGUUGCCCCUAAAGAGAAACAACUGCCUAAUCUACAAGUGAAACUUAAUUGUCAAAACUCCCUAAUUGCCUCCAAGUCAUAUUUUUCACAGAAGCACAUGCAAGCACUUCUUCAAAAGCUCAUCCCUUACCUACUCUGAAAUCUUUGCUCUUGCAUUCCUUUAUUAGUCAGAUGUAACCCCUUUCUUUAACAUAUAUCUUUCAUAGUCCACUGUGUUUACGAGUGGGAGACCUGAGAAAUACUUAGCUUAAGUAGGGCGGGAAGUAGGUGGUUAAAGUAUUUUUCUAAGAAUGCAAUUAUUAUCUGGUUGCGUUUGACCUUUUGACCUUUGUUACCUGAUUACACCCCUCCUACAAGUUUUAUUUCUUAAGAAAUUUUUAGAUGACUUGUAAAUCCUUUGAGUGUGGGAAUUGUGUUUUUAUGGCUAUAUUUUAAAUUUUCCUGUGCCACGGUGGCAGGUGUUUAUUCUCUUGAAACACUUCAGGUACAGUAGCUGUAACGCCUUUGACUCAGGCCUGCUGAGGCAAAUCUGCAUUCACUGUAACACUAACGGUGGAAACCAAAGGGUUUGAGAAAGACGAAUGAGGCCUGUUCUCCUUCUGCUGCAGACUAUAUCUUUCAUCCAGGCUGGGUAUAGACAAAAACAAUUAUUUUACAGUCACAUUUGGUGGAUUUUAGAAAUAGGGAAAAAGUGUGGCAACAGUCUCAUAAAAGAUUAAAACUGUGGGUGCUUUGUGUAUGUGUGCACGAGUGCAGAGGAGUUUGGGAGAGAAACAGUAAUUGAGCCUGUUGCUUUUGUCAGCCUGGAAACAGAUUGACUUAUUUUUUAAAGUUGUACGACCCCCGCUGUCCCACAGCAGAAGGCAGAGUGAACACUUAUGCUUUAAUCAUAAGUGGAAUUGUCACAAUAAGAUAUUUUAUAUAUGACAAAGUUUUAUGAAAUGCUUUUUUACUAUUAGAGAUCUUCUGUUAUUACAGAACACAGUGUUUAUCAACUGCAGGCAUAAUUCUUUUAUUAUACAGUUGCAUGUAAAGGGAAUUUCUCAUCUAAAUCAGCUGAAGUGGGUAUUUUUAGGGCAUUGUAAUUGAUGGUUUUAAUAAUUGCUGAAUAAUUUUUGAUUAAGAAAAUCUCUAUACAAUUACUGGUCUUUCAGAGUUAUGGAACAGAAGUAAGUGAGAGAAACUUUUUGUGUACUUAUAGAUUCAUUUAGGUGGCUGAGUAAAGAUGCUGCUUUUGAAAUAAAAUUGGUGCUCUGUAGACACUUGAAACCAAAAUUAUUUUUCUAACAGGCCCACAAGGAGGAGAGAAGAGACCAUGGACCUUUGAGUCUGCAAGUUAUGCAUAGUAGAUAAUCUAUAGCGUGUCUGUAUUUUAAUACGGACUUCACCCAGAUUGAGAGGGAGCAUACUGUUGACAUUUAUGAGGCAAAAUCCUGUCCUAGCCAGUAUUACAGAUACGUUGCUUUGGGCACAGUGUGUUGAACAUCGUUUUUAAAAUAGAAAUUCUUGUCAGUUAUGAAAAAGGAAAGGAUUAAUAAAAGAAGGCCAAAUUGAAAUCAAGGGCUCCUUUUGACGCGUGGCUGGGUAGCUGCUGAAGCCACAGUAGAAGUCAAUUUCUAAAUUUGAAUUGUUGAAAUAUCCUGGAUUGGUUUAAAAAAUAAUCCCAAGUCCUAUUUCUUUAUUGCUAAAAAUUUUUCUUGUUUUUGCAACCUAUCGUUAUAAGUACAUAAGAAAGUAGCAGAGAUCGUAGCCCCUUGUUUUUAAGACCUUUUGGUAAAAAUGAAGCCCAGAACAUAAGCUUGCCUGUGUGUUACAGAGCAGAGUGCUGUAAUGCCAGUUUGUUUGGUUUUUAAUGUUUACCUUAAAAAAGGAAAAAAGCAAAUGCAAUUCUAACCAGGCUUUUCAGCUGUGUUGCUAAGCCAGCAGUGUUAGGAUACUUGUUGCACAGAGUUGAUUUCCUCGUGAGGCACGCCGCUGACAGCUUUUACCAACGCACGUGGGAGUGUGGCUGUGAUACGGGAAUGCUAGGCUCCGGGGCAAGUAAAACAUGAAUUCAGAAUACUGGAGUGUUCUAAGCAGUGUCAUUUCUGUUUAUGACUUUGAUCUUUCCCUUCAUUUCAUGUUAGAUUGAAAAUGCAGACAAACUGCUUUCAACAACACCCAGAAGCUCUCUGUGUCGCCAGAUGUGUUAUGAACACUACUAUUUUCAUAGGUGCUUCCUUAAAAUGUAUGUCCAUUGUAGUGGCGGAGAGGGACUGGACUCUCUCAGGCUCUUACUUGCCAGUUGUCUCCUGCAGUUAAUGGAAAUAUAUAUUUUAUUUUAAAAUAUAAUUUAAACAUGAAGGUCUAUUCUUUGCACUUUUUAUUAACAUAUAUAUAGAUAAUCUUUAAAA
Messenger RNA from Castor canadensis (American beaver), 5393 nucleotides. The record is from RefSeq and is a predicted model, not a curated record. NCBI's taxonomy places the organism in Eukaryota, Metazoa, Chordata, Mammalia, Rodentia, Castoridae.